Molecule: messenger RNA, 1433 nt
Organism: Odocoileus virginianus texanus
Lineage: Eukaryota; Metazoa; Chordata; Mammalia; Artiodactyla; Cervidae
Source: RefSeq, a predicted model, not a curated record
UUCUAGCUUCAAAAAUCGAACCCCAGCAAUCAGAGAACAUCAAUUAAUGAGCCAGGACGAUGUGUCUAGGAGAUGCCAGCUUCUGGAAAUGAGAAAGGGAGAGUACGAUAGGAAAUCUGAUCUAUUGGCUGGACUGCAUGGAAGGUAUGAGGAAACAGACCUAAGAGACUUGUUACAAGGCACAGGCAAUUGGUGAUGGAGCCAAAUGAAAAUCUUCCCCUGGAGCCCAGCCUCUGGGUGGCCCAGCAUGGAGGCAGCCACAGCUCCAGAGGCGGCCUUAGGACCCACACUGAAGGAGAAAGAAGCCAGCCCAGCAGAUGCUGACGGACCUCAGGCUUCACCCCGGCGGGGGGCUGGCAGCCCCCUUCCCCAGCUCCUGCCCCCCAUAGAAGAGCACCCCAAGAUCUGGCUACCUCGGGCCCUGAGGCAGACCUACAUCAGGAAGGUUGGAGACACUGUGAACCUUCUAAUCCCAUUCCAGGGCAAACCCAAACCUCAAGCCAUCUGGACGCGUGAUGGCUGUGCCUUGGACACCAGUCGUGUGAGUGUGCGGAAUGGGGAGCGGGACUCUAUCCUCUUCAUCAGAGAGGCGCAGCGUGCGGACUCGGGUCGCUACCAGCUCAGCGUGCGGCUGGGUGGGCUGGAGGCCACCGCCACCAUUGACAUCCUGGUGAUUGAGAGGCCUGGCCCUCCUCAGAGCAUCAAGUUGGUGGAUGUCUGGGGCUCCAGCGCUACCCUGGAGUGGACUCCUCCCCAAGACAUGGGCAAUGCAGCCCUCCUGGGAUACACGGUGCAGAAGGCUGACACCAAGUCUGGGCUGUGGUUCAGUGUGCUGGAGCGCUAUCACCGCACCACCUGCACGGUCUCCAACCUCAUCGUCGGCAACUCCUACGCAUUUCGAGUCUUUGCUGAGAACCAGUGUGGGCUCAGCGAGAACGCCCCCGUCACUGCCGACCUGGCCCACAUCCAGAAAGCAGCUACUGUUUACAAGACCGAGGGCUUUGCCCAGCGAGAUUUCUCUGAAGCCCCGAAGUUCACCCAGCCCCUGGCGGACUGCACGACGGUCAUUGGCUACGACACCCAGCUCUUCUGCUGCGUCCGUGCCUCCCCCAAGCCGAAGAUCAUCUGGCUGAAGAACAAGAUGGAUAUCCAGGGCAACCCCAAGUACAGAGCCCUUACUCACCUGGGAAUCUGCUCCCUGGAAAUCCGCAAGCCUGGCCCCUUUGAUGGAGGCAUCUACACCUGCAAGGCGGUUAACCCCCUGGGGGAGGCGUCCGUGGACUGUCGGGUGGAUGUGAAAGCUCCUCAUUGAAGCACCCUAAGCGGAAAUGGGUAACUCUGAGGAAGGAAGCCUGUGGCGAGACUGUGUUCUUAAGAAGCUCCAGCACAGUGUCUGUUUGGACUAAUCUAAAUAAAAGUGUGGAUGCUCAAUG